AUGCAUCUCAAAAUCCUGCUCGCUGCCUUGUCAUGGCUCUGCCACAGCACGCUGGCUGCAAAACAGCCAAAUAUCUUGUUCAUUCUGACCGACGACCAAGAUUGGCAUAUGCAAUCCCUACAGCAUAUGCCUCUCCUGCAGAAGCACCUCGUUAACGAAGGGACACUCUACUCGCGGCAUUAUUGUACCGUCGCCAUCUGCUGCCCAUCGCGGGUGAACAUCUGGACCGGACGGGCAGCCCAUAACACCAACGUCACGGACGUUCACCCUCCCUAUGGUGGCUACCCAAAGAUUGUCCGCGAGGGGAUCAAUGAUGACUACCUUCCGGUCUGGCUUCAGAACGCAGGCUAUAACACCUACUACACCGGCAAGCUCUGGAACGCCCAUACUGUCGAGAACUACGAUGCCCCGUACGCUAGAGGCUUCAAUGGCUCGGAUUUUCUCCUCGACCCAUUCACGUACCGGUACUACAACGCAUCACUAACUCGCAAUGGCGCUCCUCCGGUUAGCUACGAGGGCCAGUACUCACCUGACGUCACAGCUGGGAAGGCAUACGCCUUCGUCGAGGAGGCUUUGUCACACGACAAACCUUGGUUUGUAGUGCAUGCUCCAAUCGCGCCUCAUGGCGACGUCAGCUUCGACAAGAAACUGAAAUUUGACAAGCCGUAUUAUGCCGAGCGUCAUGCACACCUUUUUAAAGACUAUCAGAUUCCGCGCGAGGAAAAUUUCAAUCCGGAACAUCAGGGAGGCGUCAGUUGGGUGGCCAAGCUCCCUCGAUUGAACGAUACAGUCGUCGAUUAUCAGGACGAAUAUCAGCGAGCGCGCUUGAGAUCCCUACAGGCCGUAGACGAAUCGGUCGAAGCGCUGGUCAAGCUGCUUGAGGCCCGCGGAGAACUUGAGAACACGUACAUCAUCUAUACCACAGAUAAUGGUUACCAUAUCGGCCAACACAGGAUGCAUCCGGGCAAGGAAUGCGGAUUCGAAACAGAUGUUCACAUCCCGCUAGUCAUUCGAGGACCUGGUGUCCCAGUCGGUCACAUUUCCGAAGUCGUCACGGCUCACACCGAUCUUGCUUCCACUAUCGUCGGCCUUGCUGGUUCGACGUUGCAAAACACGGACGGUAUCCCCAUCCCGCUCACGUACGAAGGCGAGGAGAAGUCGAAGACGGAGCAUGUCACCAUCGAAUAUUGGGGUGUCGCAAUUCCCGAAGGAAAAUACGGACGAUAUGGCGACCUGGUUGAGACUGGGGAUUAUGACAUUCCAACAGGUGCGAACAACACCUACAAGGCCGUCCGCGUUAUCGGAGGGGAAUACAAUCUUUACUACGCUGUUUGGUGCACCAAUGAGGCCGAGUUGUAUGAUUUGACGACCGAUGCAGGCGAACUACGGAACCUCUUUUCGGCCGAAUAUGCGUCGCAGCGUGAGGGCUUCAGUAUUCGCAAUCGUCCUUUCCAUGAGGUGAUCACUCGGCUCGACGCGCUUAUGAUGGUGCUUAAGACUUGCAAAGGCCGCGCAUGCACCCACCCAUGGGAAAUAUUGCAUCCGAAGGGAAACGUUGCCAGCCUCACCGAUAGUCUGCAGCCUCGGUAUGACUCUUUCUACGUCGACCAGCCGAAGGUCAGCUUCACGAAAUGCGAACUCGGGUACAUCAAAGAGAGUGAGGGGCCUUUGGAUGCUAUCCCGUACGCACAGGAAGGAGCAGCGGAUGAUCCUCUCAGUUUCAGAUAUCAAGGCCCUUUCAGCAUCUGGACUUAG
Molecule: messenger RNA, 1755 nt
Organism: Eremomyces bilateralis CBS 781.70
Lineage: Eukaryota; Fungi; Ascomycota; Dothideomycetes; Eremomycetales; Eremomycetaceae
Product: Arylsulphatase
Exons: 2
Coding region: 1-1755 (584 amino acids)
Biological process (GO): phenol-containing compound metabolic process
Molecular function (GO): glycosaminoglycan binding; N-acetylglucosamine-6-sulfatase activity; arylsulfatase activity
Source: RefSeq, a predicted model, not a curated record